UUUCCCGCUUGUCAUCGACGUGAAGGAGAAAGACGUUUUUACCCUCGCUUGUUUUGCAGAGAGAAAAAAAAAAUAAGAUUUGACACGCAUACAUACAUUUAUUAGGAGAAUUUUUUUUUUUGUCAAACAAUUAUAAAAAACUUUUCAUAUUCUCUUCUCCUCUUUCUCGGCGACUAAAACCAUACUCACUCCAUCACUUUGACGCUGGCAAUAAUGGAUCGACAACCUACUCUCAAAACCUUCCUCCAAAUGAUUCUUCGACCACGUGCACCGUCUCUUCCGCCUGACAAACAAGGCAAGGUCCCUAUUUCUGAAAUUCUCCCUAUUGAAUCUAGCUAUGGAAGUCGUCCAUCUCUAUUUGUCGCAUCCAUCUCUUUUUGUCGGUACUAUGUUAUCUUUGUUGUAUGGUGCUUUCUGAAGGUAUAUUUUUUUUCAUCCAGUGUUGACGACACCUUCAUAGUGGCGACAAACCACCAAGUCAACCUUCUCGGUGGACCCAUCAUAACUCAUGUAAGCCCAAUGGACCAGAUCCAAAGUCCACCCAGAUCUCUUGUCAAUCAGACGGACCAAAUCCACAUCCAACCAAGCUCUCUUUUGGAUCCAACCCAGGUAAUGUCUAGAUAAAUGAUUUUGUCCGUCCAAAAUCUUUUAUUGCUCAUAAGUUAUUUGUUAUUUUGUAUAAGCUUUUGUAGUUCCUUUUGUGCAAUGUACUUCCUUUUCGAUUAUCACUCUUGUUGUACUUUUGUUAAAGUUUGUCUAAUCAUCAUGUCACGAACAUA
Molecule: messenger RNA, 779 nt
Organism: Camelina sativa (false flax)
Lineage: Eukaryota; Viridiplantae; Streptophyta; Magnoliopsida; Brassicales; Brassicaceae
Source: RefSeq, a predicted model, not a curated record